CACUGCAGAAGGACAAUAGCUCAUCAAGCCCCACGAAAGCCCCCGGACCCGUCGCGGAGCCUGGGCUGGCGGGGGAUGAGGCUGAGCGACUCCUCCUAGAGGUGGUUAUGUGGAGAAGGAGCAAUCCCUUCUCCCUCCUCCUCCUCCCCCCGCUACUAUCCGCGGCCCGGAGAACUGCCGCUUGCCGCCAUUGACACGCACAGAUACAACCCCAAGAAAGGCAGAGUCCUGCCCGACACCGGCGGCACGCGGGCCGAACCUGCGGCCGGGGAUUGGCGCGCACUAGGCCACCGGGCGCCCGGAGCCCGCGGCGCAGCACCAGGAUUGUGUAAGUGCCAGGAAGCCACUGUGUCAGCAAGCUGAGAGGGAAACUGAGGCAAGAUGUCAGGCCGGAGUGGGAAGAAGAAAAUGUCCAAGCUGUCCCGGUCAGCCAGGGCCGGUGUCAUCUUUCCAGUAGGUCGGUUGAUGCGUUACCUGAAAAAAGGGACAUUCAAGUACCGGAUCAGCGUUGGUGCUCCUGUCUACAUGGCCGCCGUCAUUGAGUACCUGGCAGCGGAAAUCCUAGAGUUGGCUGGCAAUGCUGCGAGGGACAACAAGAAGGCCAGGAUAGCCCCCAGACACAUCCUGCUGGCCGUCGCCAACGAUGAGGAGCUCAACCAGCUGUUGAAAGGAGUGACCAUCGCCAGUGGGGGUGUCCUGCCGAGGAUUCACCCUGAACUGCUGGCUAAAAAACGAGGGACCAAAGGAAAGUCAGAAACGAUCCUCUCCCCACCCCCAGAGAAAAGAGGAAGGAAGGCCGCAUCAGGCAAGAAGGGGGGUAAGAAAUCCAAGGCCGCCAAGCCACGGACGUCCAAGAAGUCCAAACCAAAGGACAGCGAUAAGGAAGGAACAUCAAAUUCCACUUCAGAAGAUGGGCCGGGGGACGGUUUCACCAUCCUGUCUUCCAAGAGCCUCGUUCUGGGGCAGAAGCUAUCCCUGACCCAAAGUGACAUCAGCCAUAUUGGCUCUAUGAGGGUGGAGGGCAUCGUCCACCCAACCACAGCCGAAAUCGACCUCAAGGAAGAGAUAGGUAAAGCCUUGGAAAAGGCAGGGGGUAAAGAGUUCUUGGAAACAGUAAAGGAGCUUCGCAAAUCCCAAGGCCCUUUGGAAGUGGCAGAAGCUGCCGUCAGCCAAUCCAGUGGACUCGCAGCCAAAUUUGUCAUCCACUGUCACAUCCCCCAGUGGGGCUCCGACAAAUGUGAAGAGCAGCUGGAAGAGACCAUCAAAAACUGCCUGUCCGCCGCCGAGGACAAGAAGCUCAAGUCCGUCGCCUUCCCGCCUUUCCCCAGUGGCAGAAACUGCUUUCCCAAACAGACGGCCGCCCAGGUGACCCUCAAGGCCAUCUCAGCCCACUUUGACGACUCGAGCGGGUCCUCGCUGAAGAAUGUGUACUUUCUGCUGUUUGACAGCGAGAGCAUCGGCAUCUACGUACAGGAGAUGGCCAAACUGGACACCAAGUAGCUCUCCGGUGGGGAGAGUCAGGGUCACGUCUCCAGAGCGGGGGUUUUAUUUUUUAAAAGGAUUGAGGACGGGUGACGUGGCAGGAGAGCGGAGGGCGGCUGAGAGGGGAGCAGAGGCAGCGGAACAGGGCCUGACUGCCUGGGGAAGGGACCCAGUGCAUUUUAUAUUCUCUUUACAAAGGGCCUCUUCCGAAAUUAACCAGGUCUCCACCAAGGGUUUUUUUCCAUGUGUUUUCUUCCUGUUGUUUUAGAACUUUUUUUAAAAAAACAAACAUAAAAAUAGACCUUGUUUAGAUUUAUAGCAUUGACUUUCUCUCUCUCUCUC
Molecule: messenger RNA, 1824 nt
Organism: Microtus ochrogaster (prairie vole)
Lineage: Eukaryota; Metazoa; Chordata; Mammalia; Rodentia; Cricetidae
Gene: Macroh2a2
Product: macroH2A.2 histone
Biological process (GO): nucleosome assembly
Cellular component (GO): nucleosome
Molecular function (GO): DNA binding; protein heterodimerization activity; structural constituent of chromatin
Source: RefSeq, a predicted model, not a curated record